This is a messenger RNA of Phaedon cochleariae (mustard beetle), 210 nucleotides long. The record is from the annotation of a GenBank genome assembly. Lineage: Eukaryota; Metazoa; Arthropoda; Insecta; Coleoptera; Chrysomelidae.
AUGCAAGAAUUCAAAAAGAAGUUGAGAGAAAAAACACCAAUAGGAAAAUUAGAUGAACCAAUAGGAAAGCACCCUUAUGAGGAGAAGGAGCCUCUCCAACCAUGGCCAAAUAACACAAACCCCAAUACAGGAGAAGUUGGAGGACCUAGAGGACCAGAACCAACAAGGUAUGGUGAUUGGGAAAGAAAAGGAAGAGUAUCAGACUUCUGA